GUUCAGCUACUUGUAACCAAAACUGCUUUGCGGUGCAUCUGUUGAUUUCAACACAGGGGUGUUAACAGCCUGCUUUCCUGCAUCUGUUCGACCAGAAAACCCAACAAAACAUGCGUCUGUAUCAAAUUGCGCGCUUAAAACACGCAUGCGGUGGAAAAACUGCAGUGUCUGCAGUUAAGGAAUGUAGCAAAACAGCGGGUGUUGUUUCAGGAUACUUGUUAGGAAAGUCAUGCACAGGUGUGUCCGGACCGUUUUAUCUGCCGAAAGUAAAGGCAAACAUUUGGCAUGGGUGCAAAUCGCUGUUUUAUACGACAAACAGCGUUUGUAACACACACCGGAAACAUGUUGUUCGUGGAUUUUCAUCAAAACAUGCGUACGAGGACGCGUUUGCCAUGGCACGGGAUAAACCCGAAAAGUUUUGGAGUAAAGCGGCGCAGGGGAUCAGCUGGUUUGAACAUUGGACCCAAACUCUGGAUAAUACAGAUACAUUGUUUCCAAAAUGGUUUGUUGGAGGGAAGCUGAAUGUGUGUUACAACGCUGUUGAUCGGCAUGUAGAGAACGGUAGAGGUGAUCAGGCAGCUGUGAUUUAUGACAGCCCGGUCACCGCCACUAAACAGGUCAUCACGUACAGAGAAAUGCAGGACGAGGUAUCGAGGUUGGCGGGUGUUUUGGCGAGUCACGGUGUGAAGAUGGGAGAUCUGGUGGUGAUUUAUAUGCCCAUGGUUCCUCAGGCCAUGUUCACCAUGCUGGCCUGUGCCCGUAUCGGUGCCACCCACAGCCUCAUAUUUGGGGGCUUUGCCUCCAAAGAGCUCUCCGUCCGUAUCGACCACGCUAAGCCUAAGUUGCUGGUCACAGCAUCAUUUGGAAUCGAGCCGGGCAGAAAAGUGGAGUACAUUCCCCUGGUUGACAAAGCUCUGGAGCUCAGCAGUCACAAACCGCACAAAGUCCUCAUCUACAACCGUCCUGGCAUGGAAAAAGUGUCCAUGCAUCCUGAUCUGAGCCUGGAUUGGGAGGAGGAAAUGGCCACUGCUCGACCUCACGACUGCGUGUCCGUCCCUGCUCAUCAUCCACUGUAUGUCCUCUACACCUCCGGCACUACGGGCACUCCAAAGGGUGUAGUCCGAGAUUCAGGAAGUUAUGCCGUGAUGCUAAACUGGACUAUGUCCAACGUUUACGGACUGGCUCCAGGUGAGGUCUGGUGGGCCGCGUCUGACUUUGGCUGGGUGGUCGGCCACUCGUAUAUCUGCUACGGUCCGCUUCUGCACGGCAACACCACGGUGCUCUACGAGGGCAAACCGGUGGGGACUCCGGACCCUGGGGCGUUUUUCCGUGUGAUGUCUGAGCAUGGCACGGCUUCAAUGUUUACUGCUCCCACUGCUAUCAGAGCCAUUCGCCAGCAAGACCCUCAGGCAGAACAUGGGAAGCGAUAUCCGCUCCGCAGGUUGAGGAACUUGUUUGUAGCAGGAGAACGCUGCGAUAUUGAAACUCUCGAAUGGGCCAAGAAGAAUUUCAGAGUCCCUGUGCUGGAUCACUGGUGGCAAACCGAGAGCGGCUCUGCGAUCACAGCCUCCUGUAUCGGUCUGGGCUGCUCACGCACACCCCCUGCUGGUACGGCAGGUAAACCUGUGCCUGGAUACAAUGUGACAGUGAUUGAUGAUGAAAUGCAGCAGGUGAAACCAAGGACUCUGGGAAAUAUCGUCGUGAAGCGUCCUCUCCCGCCCGGGGCCGCUCUCAAUCUCUGGCAGAAUGAAGAGCUGUUCAAAGACCUGUAUUUCACCAAGUUCCCAGGCUACUACGACACCAUGGACGCAGGCUUCAUGGACGAGGAGGGCUUCGUGUACAUCAUGUCACGGUCUGAUGAUGUCAUCAACGUCGCCGGUCACAGGUUAUCCACCGGUGCCCUUGAAGAGGCAGUUCUGCUUCACCCCGCUGUUGUGGAUUGUGCCGUGGUGGGGCUCGAGGAUUCUCUGAAGGGACACGUACCUCUGGCUUUAUGUGUGCUUAGAAACGACUGUCAGAAGAGCAAAGACGUACUGGUGAAAGAAAUAGCGAGUUUGGUCAGGGACACCAUCGGCCCAGUGGCAGCUUUCAGGAAGGUUCUCUUCGUCAAAGUUCUUCCCAAAACCCGCUCUGGAAAAAUUCCAAGAUCGUCUCUCGCUAACCUGGUCAACCGCAAGCCUUACAAGGUCACUCCCACCAUAGAAGAUCCAGAAGUCUUUAAGGACAUUGAGAAGGUGGCGAGAAAAACUCUCAAAGGAACUGGUAAAUAAUUCAUCACGAGACGUGGACCAACAACCACGUAUAGCGAGCCGCCACCUUCUACUUUCAAUGUCUGAUAUUUUGUGAAACUUAAAAUACCUAUGGUAAGUUUACUCCCUAUAUGCCAUAGUAUUUUUAAUAAUGUCUCCCUGUGAGUGAUACUAACACACAACUACGUCUUAAUAUGAGAAAUAUUCGGUUACGUCAGUUGGACCAAAUACUGUAUAGAAUUUUUACGGUAUAUCACGCGAGUCAUAUUUCACCCUAAAACGAAGAGGAAAAAAUAAAAUAUCCUUGUUUUCAGACUGUCAAGUUUUUCAUAUUUUUAUUACAGUUAAGCAAAUUGUUUUUUUAUUGUAAUGUGUCCAGAAGUGUUUAAUUUGAUUGAUCUGCAGGAAGGUGUUACGACUGAUGUUACGACUGAUACCGCUGAUUUACAAUGAUGUUUAAAUGCUACGGUUUGAUUUAAUCAUGUUAUUUUCAUUGAAAUAAUCAGAAUCGAGUUGCGUUUCUCCAACUUUUUCUGCCAUUCCCACUUUUGAGGUAGGGAAGGGUUCCGAGCCCCACCUGUCCCCAAUCGCCCCAACAAAAUGGAAAUAAACUUUAGGUCCACUGUCUGUCUUAGUGUUGUCUGCUGGUGCCAAAUUUCCAGUUUUCUUUUCAUUCCAUGUCACAAACUUAUCCAUUGCUAAAUUUUAUACCCGCUACCGCUAUGGUUCCACAAAACAUUUUCUUAGUAGUCUGAUGUUGUUUUAAGUAAGGCUUACAUUUAAAUGUGCCGUUGUUUUGUGUUUAUGGUCAAUAAAUAAAUAAAGGAAUUAAUAGA
Molecule: messenger RNA, 3085 nt
Organism: Triplophysa rosa
Lineage: Eukaryota; Metazoa; Chordata; Actinopteri; Cypriniformes; Nemacheilidae
Gene: acss3
Product: acyl-CoA synthetase short chain family member 3
Exons: 16
Coding region: 111-2270 (719 amino acids)
Source: RefSeq, a predicted model, not a curated record